Solea senegalensis (Senegalese sole) is the source of this 2683-nucleotide messenger RNA. It is a transcript of the gene tap2a, whose product is annotated as transporter associated with antigen processing, subunit type a. Gene Ontology annotation, cellular component: membrane. Gene Ontology annotation, biological process: transmembrane transport. Gene Ontology annotation, molecular function: ATP binding; ABC-type oligopeptide transporter activity; ATP hydrolysis activity. NCBI's taxonomy places the organism in Eukaryota, Metazoa, Chordata, Actinopteri, Pleuronectiformes, Soleidae. The transcript is spliced from 11 exons. The coding region runs from base 86 to 2230 and encodes 714 amino acids. The record is from RefSeq and is a predicted model, not a curated record.
CCUAAAAUCGAAACCAAAAGCAGAUGAAAGGUAACAUGCAUAUCGCUCGACACAGCAGUCACAUUAGGACGGAUCUGGAUGGAAAAUGGCAAAAAACAAAAUGACAGUCGUUUACAAAGUUGCUGCUUUGGGUUGCGCCGUCUGCGUCGAUCUGUCCGUGUUCUACACACAUGGAUCAUUCGUGACGCACAGUGUCUCUGCACAUUUCGCUCGCCUCUGGGUGUUCGCGGUUCUCCGGUGCUUGGCUCUAACUGCAGUACUUCAGCUCACAGUCGGACACAUCAAACCGUUACUGUUUCGCGUUCUAACGGCGCACAGUCUACUCCCUGCGGUGUUUGAGACAGGGUCCUGGGCGCUGUACCAUGAGGAGAACCAGUGUGGCCGGCAGGCGGAUGUUCGCUGCUGGCUACUGUGCACCGCUGCAUCCCUGGCUGCUGCACUGUUCUGGGAGGUCAUCGUCCCGGACACGGACGAGGCUGCGGCCGGGAGAGAGAAGAAGCAGAAGGCGAGAGUUCUGUUUGUGAGAGUGCUGCGUCUGUACAGGCCCGACUACCCGCUGAUGCUCGGAGGGUUUGUCUUCUUGUCCUUGGCGGUUCUGUGUGAGAUGUCCAUCCCCUUCUACACUGGGAAAGUCAUUGACAUCUUAAGUGGUCAGUAUAAACAGAUGGAAUUUGGAUCUGCCCUUUUCUAUAUGGGCCUGUACUCCCUUGGAAGUUCUGUGAGUGCAGGCUGCAGAGGGGGUCUUUUACUCUGUGCCAUCAGUGCAUUCACGUGCAGAAUAAAAGUCAUGCUUUUUGGGGCUUUGACCAAACAGGAAAUUGGAUUCUUUGAGACCACGAAGACAGGUGAACUGACACACAGGUUGUCCAAAGACACUAAACUGAUGGGACAAACAGUGUGCUUGAACGUCAAUGUGCUGCUGAGGACAUUCAUUAAGACGAUCGGCAUGAUUUUCCUGAUGUUGAGCCUUUCAUGGAAGCUCACGUUGAUCAUACUGAUGGAGACGCCCAUCACUGGCCUCAUUCAGAACAUCUAUGACACACACUACCAGAGGCUGACUUUGGCAAUGCAGGACUCUAUGGCUUUGGCAAAUGAAGCAGUGAGCGAGGUAGUGUCCAAUGUCCGUGUGGUUCGCAGCUUUAAUGCUGAAAAACAUGAAGCAUGUCGCUAUGAUGUCCGCCUGAUGGAAGCACAUGCUCUCAAGACCCGGCGAGGCACAGUCAGAGCAGUUUACCUGCUUGUACAGAGGUUGAUCGGGCUGAGCAUUCAGGUCCUAAUGAUGUACUUCGGCAGACAGUUCAUCCAGAGUGGACAGAUGACCACUGGCAGCCUCUUAUCGUUCAUCCUCUACCAGUCUGACGUUGGAGACAGCAUCAGGACACUCGCUUACAGCAUUGGGGACAUGCUGAACUCGGUAGGGGCUGCUGGGAAAGUCUUUGAGUACAUUGACCGAAAACCUCUGGUCACCACACAUGGAACACUCAAACCAGAUGUGCUGAGAGGACACGUCAAUUUCCACAAUCUGAGCUUCGCCUAUCCUUCAAACCCUGACAAGAAUGUGCUGCAGAAUAUUUCUCUGGAGCUGAAGCCGGGUCAGAUGACGGCACUAGUUGGUCCGUCUGGAGAGGGAAAAAGCACCUGUGUGAGUUUGCUGCAGCGAUUGUACGACCCGCAAGCUGGAGAAAUCCUUUUGGACAAUGAGCCAUUGGAAUUGUAUGACCACAGCUUCCUCCACAAUAAGGUUACCGUAGUGAGCCAGGACCCUGUGCUCUUCUCCAGCUCGAUUAGAGACAACAUCGCCUAUGGACUUGCUGAGUGCACUUUGGAUGAGAUUCAGGAAGCAGCACGCAAAGCCAACGCCCAUGACUUUAUCAAGCAGCUGGCGAAAGGCUACGAUACAGAGGUUGGUGAGGGUGGCAGCCAGCUGUCCAAGAGUGAGAAGCAGCGAAUCGCCAUUGCUCGUGCUCUGGUCAGGAGGCCACAGGUCCUCAUUCUAGAUGAAAUAACAAGUUCUCUGGAUGCUGAGAGUGAAAAUGAGGUUCACCAGACCCUGACUGGCUGCCCCAACCAGACCCUUCUGGUGAUUGCUCACAAGCUGCAGACAAUUGAGAAGGCAGAUCAGAUUAUUGUGAUCAGUGGUGGCAAAGUGGAGGAGCGAGGGACUCACUGUGAACUGAUGCACAAUAAAGGGAGCUACUACAAAUUGGUGGAAAAGCUCUUUGCUGAGUGAAAACUUACACUGUCGCUGUGAAAAUGCAGUGUGUUUAGUGUGCUGUGCUUACUGUGUUCACAUGUUCAGAAUGUUGUGUAUAAAUGCUGAAUCCAAUCACUGUAUUUAUGUUUGUAUAUUUAGUAACAUAGAGUGUGUUCCAUGUUCAAGGAGGGUAUGUUUUCACAUGUCUUUUAAUUUGCAUUAAAUAUGGCAGAUCCAUCAAAUGUUGCUAUGGAUGUGGAUUAAGGGGAAGAUGUGGGUAUUUCACUUUAUUUAACUAUGUUUUUAGGAAAAAUAAAUCAUUUACUGUGAGUUACCAGGCAUAGUCCUUUUUUUAUUUUCACUAUAAAAAAGAUACAAUAUGUGGAGAUUUGUGUAUGAUUUUUCCAUUUCAUUGCCUUGUAUCUUUUUAAAAGUGACUACACUUUCCCAAAUAAAAUUCUAAUAAACGUUAGACAUCUUGGAUCAUCA